This is a messenger RNA of Brassica oleracea var. oleracea, 2559 nucleotides long. RefSeq names its product probable LRR receptor-like serine/threonine-protein kinase At4g37250. Bases 216 to 2477 code for a protein of 753 amino acids. The record is from RefSeq and is a predicted model, not a curated record. Gene Ontology annotation, molecular function: protein kinase activity; protein binding; ATP binding. The transcript has 2 exons. NCBI's taxonomy places the organism in Eukaryota, Viridiplantae, Streptophyta, Magnoliopsida, Brassicales, Brassicaceae. Gene Ontology annotation, biological process: protein phosphorylation.
UGAAGAAGACUGCAACAAGAAGUGUGUAUUCGUAUUGAUUAUAGAAUUUAAAGAAACUCUGCAGUAUUUUUUUUUUCUGCAGACAGAGACAGAGAGAGAGCAUUUAGAGAGCAAGAAGGGUAAUGUGUUUGGUUACGUGAGCUGUUUCUCUCUAUCUUUAACUCUCUUCACACCUUCUCUCUCUCUUAUCUCUCUUUCACAACAGUGAUGAAGCCAUGAAAAUGCAAUUAAUUACAGCUUUCUUCUUCUUCUUCGUUCUCUGUUUUGUUCUGGGCUCCUCUGGUUUAAGCCCCGAUGGAUUGCUGUUGAUGAACUUUAAGUCCUCUGUCCUCGUUGAUCCUCUGUCUCUCUUACAGACAUGGAACUACAGCCACGAGACUCCAUGUUACUGGAGAGGAGUCUCUUGUAAUAACGACUCCAAAGUCAUCAACUUGUCUCUCCCCAACUCUCACCUCUUGGGCUCGAUCCUUUCCGAUUUGGGCUCUCUCCGCUCACUCCAAAGCCUCGACCUUUCCAACAACUCCUUCAACGGGCCGUUACCCGUUUCGCUUUUCAACGGAACGGAGCUCCGGUCACUCGAUCUCUCCGGCAACAUGAUCUCCGGCGAAGUCCCUGCCUCGAUCGGCGAUCUCCACAGCCUCCAAACACUUAACCUCUCAGACAAUGCCUUGGCGGGAAAGCUACCCGCUAACUUGGUGACGCUGAGAAACUUAACGGCGGUUUCGCUUCAGAGCAAUUACUUCUCCGGCGAGAUUCCCGGCGGGUGGAGAGACGUUCAGUUUCUAGACUUGUCGUCGAAUCUGAUCAACGGCUCGCUACCGCCGGACUUCGGCGGAGCUAGUCUCCGUUACUUGAACGUCUCGUUCAACCAAAUCUCCGGCGAAAUACCGCCGGAGAUCGGUGCUAAUUUCCCCAUUAACGCCACCGUUGAUCUCUCCUUCAACAACUUAACCGGUUCAAUCCCGGAUUCUCCGGUUUUCCUUAACCAGAAAUCAAUUUUCUUUUCAGGAAACCCGGGUCUAUGCGGCGACCCGUGUCCCAUCUCGUCUUCACCGUCAACCAUCUCCGACGCCGAUUCACCGACGUCUACACCGGCGAUCGCCGCCAUACCGAACACAAUCAGCUCAAACCCGGUUACCAAUCCAGCAACGCAACAAACGAACCGGUCUCCCCGAACCGGUUUACGUCCAGGAGUUAUAACCGGGAUCGUGAUCGGAGAUAUCGCCGGUAUCGGAAUCCUCGCCGUGAUAUUCCUUUACAUCUACAGACGCAAGAAGAACAACAACAACAACAACGACAAGCAAAGAGAAGAAACAACAGAUACGAUUACGUUAUCACCAGACGAAUCAAGAAGAUUCACGAAAUGGUCGUGUCUACGUAAAGACCCCGAAACGACGCCGUCCGAGGACGAAGAAAGCGGUUACAAUGCGGAUCAACGGUCGAGAGAUAGCGAAGGGACGUUAGUGACCGUUGAUGGAGAGAAGGAGAUGGAGAUCGAGACUCUGCUUAAAGCUUCUGCUUAUAUAUUAGGCGCCAGGGGGGCGAGUAUAAUGUAUAAAGCCGUUCUCGAAGACGGUACGGUUUACGCGGUUCGUCGGUUAGGUGAGACCGGUUUGACUCAGCGCCGGUUUAAGGAUUUCGAGUCGAAUAUUCGAGCGAUUGGGAAGUUGGUUCACCCGAAUUUGGUUCGACUCCGCGGGUUCUAUUGGGGUACAGACGAGAAGCUGGUUAUUUACGAUUUUGUCCCUAACGGCAGCCUCGUUAGCCCCCGUUACCGCAAAGGAGGUGGUGGGGCUUCGUCGCCGUAUCAUCUACCGGGGGAGACUCGGCUCAAGAUAGCAAGAGGCAUCGCACGUGGGCUAGCUUAUCUCCACGAGAAGAAGCAUGUGCAUGGGAACUUGAAGCCCAGUAGUGUACUAUUGGGCCACGACAUGGAGCCUAGAAUCGGUGAUUUAGGACUCGAGAGGCUUCUCACUGGUGAAACAAGCUACAGUCGAGCUGGUGGGUCUUCUAGGAUAUUUGGUAGCAAGCGUUCAAGGGGGUCUUCACGUGACUUCUCGUCCAUUGGGCCCACGCCAAGCCCGAGUCCUAGCUCGUUGGGCCCGUUGUCGCCUUACUGCGCGCCGGAGUCGUUCCGGAGCCUUAAACCGAGCCCAAAAUGGGACGUUUUCGGGUUUGGAAUGAUCCUACUAGAGCUUCUCACGGGGAAGGUCGUUUCAGCUGAAGAGGUUGGGCUUGGAAUCGGACUGACGGUAGAGGAUGGACACCAUGCACUAAGGAUGGUCGACGUGACGAUUCGCGGCGAGUUGCUUGGCAAAGAAGACUUUCUCCUCAGUUGUUUGAAGUUGGGAUAUAACUGCGCGUCUCCUAUUCCUCAGAAGAGACCAACCAUGAAGGAAUCUUUGGCUGUUCUUGAAAGAUUCACUCUUGACUCCUCUGUUGUUAAGUCUCCCUCGUUCCACUACAUGAAUCACUAAUCAAUGUUGUUUUUUAGUUAAUUUGAUCUCAUUGCUAACUUGUUUCAGUGUAUAAAAACCUUAAAGUUCGAGCGUGUUUUUU